This is a messenger RNA of Pseudopodoces humilis (Tibetan ground-tit), 2160 nucleotides long. It is a transcript of the gene UNC119B, whose product is annotated as unc-119 lipid binding chaperone B. Gene Ontology annotation, molecular function: lipid binding. Lineage: Eukaryota; Metazoa; Chordata; Aves; Passeriformes; Paridae. Gene Ontology annotation, cellular component: cilium. Gene Ontology annotation, biological process: cilium assembly; lipoprotein transport; nervous system development. The record is from RefSeq and is a predicted model, not a curated record.
AUGAGCGGCUCCAGGGCGCGGGCGGCGGCGGCGGCGCCGGGGCCGGACAAGAAGCUGCCGCCGGGGUCCGCGGGGCCGCUCAGCCGCCUGCGGGGCCUGCGCGGAUCGGCCGACGCGCCGCCACGGCAGCCCUGGACCGAGUCCGAGUUGCUGGCGCUGGAGACCGUCCGGCCCGAGCACGUCCUGGGGCUGUGCCGGGUGACGGAGAAUUAUUUAUGCAAACCCGAGGACAACAUUUACAACAUUGACUUCACCAGGUUUAAGAUCCGGGACCUUGAAACUGGAACAGUUCUAUUUGAAAUUGCCAAGCCAUCUGCUUCAGAGCACGAUGAGGAGGAUGAAGACGACAGCAGUGAACUGGAUGCAAGUGCAGGUCGCUUUGUUCGGUACCAGUUCACCCCAGCAUUUCUCCGUCUUCGGACUGUUGGUGCAACAGUGGAAUUCACAGUGGGAGAAAAGCCAGUGUCAAACUUCCGAAUGAUUGAGAGACAUUACUUCCGAGAUCGCUUGCUGAAGAACUUUGAUUUUGAUUUUGGCUUCUGCAUCCCCAGUAGCAGGAACACAUGUGAACACAUUUAUGAAUUCCCUCAGCUCUCAGAAGACCUUAUCCGUCUGAUGGUUGAAAACCCAUACGAGACACGCUCGGACAGCUUUUACUUUGUGGACAACAAGUUGAUUAUGCACAACAAAGCCGACUAUGCUUAUAAUGGAGGACAGUAAUCAUUCUGUCUGCUGGAUGCUGUGGUGCCCUUAACCAUUCCAGAUGUGCAGGAGCGGACUGGAGUUGUUGUCUUGUGCAACAAGGCUUCUUGCCAAACUUUUUCUCCAUGCAUGAGGCUGAGAACAUGAAGCAAAGAUGACGGCUUCUGAAAGGAAAUCUCCCUGCAACGCCUCUCUAUCUGACACUCAGUGUAUCCUGCCUCUCCUUCUCUGUUCCUGGCUAUCUUCUGAUAAACCUCGGUUAGGUCAGUGGUCUGAGGCACUCUUAGACAAUUCUUGCUCUUAGUCUUUCUAGUUAGGUUGCACCUCUAGUGCUUCUGAUGUUUCACCUCUUGGGUGAAUAUCCUUUUUCAACUGUUCAGGUUGUUUGUGUUAAGCUAUUUCUUAGCAGGAAAAUCUUAACCCCUUCAAGUAGCCAGUGAUGCUUGAAGAGCAGAUCUUUUGUUCAUUUGGAUAGAUCAUCUCUUCAGUGACAGUGGUUUUGUUUGUGGCAUAGCUGACAUUAAUUUUUAGGGUGCAUCCCAACAUUCUCUGAGCAGUGCAGGAAUAUUCCAUCUGCCUCUGGGAGCCUGAGCCACCCCUAAGAACAUUUAAUCUCUCUUUUGCCAGAGAUUUCACUAGAAAUAUGAGAUAGGGGGAGGAGGGGGCUGUCCCUCUGAUAGCAUUUCUGUUUGAGCUUUUGUGAGCAAACUGCUGAAUUUUGGAGCUCAGGGGGUCAACCUUAGAGCAGAAGUUAAUCUCACUAUAUUUACCAUUUCUCCUUCUUCCCUUUGUAGGAAUUUUGGCCCUUGGUACAGAAUGUAUCGCUUUUUAGGUGGACAGCACAUUGUCAGCUUCACUGGGGUGGAGGUGUCACUCUAGUGGGGCUUGGAGGAAUGUGGAAAAUCACUUGAAAAAUGAGUAGGAAGCAGAGCUUCCUAGGCUUCAGUCUUGUAAACCUGACCUGUCUGUCAGAGUUGCUGUGAGCAGCACCAGUUCAUUUUCUUUGUUGCAGUGGAGAUAUUAGUAGCUAAAAGCUUCCUGGGUCAGAUCACUCAGUUUUAUGGAGUGGGAUCCUUGGAAAGUGAGAAUGUACAUGGUUCUCUUUUUCAUUGUUCCCAUCACUGCUCUGCCUGCUCAGCUUUUAUUUAUGGUUUAGGAAGUCACGUUGCUGAGGUUGAUACCACAGCUGUGUUUGGGAUCUGGCAAUGGGAGAUAGCAUCAUGCAGUGGGAAGAGGAGGACUUGUGUCUUGCCAGUAGCUAUGUUGGGGCUCACCUCCCAGUUGUGCAAAAAUCUCAGCUAUUAAAACCCUUUUUUGCCAGUUUUGAUGUCUUUUGAGACUGGUACUUUUCCUGUCCCCGUGCUGGGCUGGGCAGUUGUGUCUCUUGUUAGAGGAGUUAGAUUGUGUCUAGACUGGAGACCUUUCCUAACACUAGUUCCAUUUGUUCUUGAAACAGUU